This is a messenger RNA of Cantharellus anzutake, 1982 nucleotides long. RefSeq lists its product as uncharacterized. Gene Ontology annotation, biological process: cell surface receptor signaling pathway. NCBI's taxonomy places the organism in Eukaryota, Fungi, Basidiomycota, Agaricomycetes, Cantharellales, Hydnaceae. The transcript is spliced from 4 exons. The annotation marks the transcript as partial. The record is from RefSeq and is a predicted model, not a curated record.
AUAACCUCACGUUUUCAUGCAGACCUCGACAACAAUGACGAAAAUCUCAAAGGAUUGGACGAUGAAGUUCGAAAUGCUCACGAAACGAUCUUUAGGCCUCUCCAGCUGUGGACUGGCCGAGUCCCUCCUGAAAUCCGUGAGCUAAUUCAACAAUUUAACUUGGCCCUAAGAAAGCAAUUGAGGCAAAUCGAAGCACUCAAACGUCGAAAGCUUGCCAAGAGGGUAAUCCUAGCGACUGAGAUAUCUCAGGAGAUAAGCGCGGUGAAGUCCUGUAUCAGUAAUGCUGUCUCCCGUUUCACGACUGCGGCGACAACUCUGAAUCUCUUCCACACAAUUCGGUUAUCGGUGGACUAUGAACUCUCGAAACUCUACAAAGCGAACGCGGAAUACUCUGCCGUGGAAAGCAAGUCGGAAUGCCUGGAAAACACUCGGGUCCGGAUUCAGGAAUUAAUACUCGAUCACUUGGAGAAACGGGAGCACCGAUUUGUUUGGCUUCGUGGCUCCCCCGGCACUGGAAAGACUGCUAUAUCAAAGAGUGUUGCCUCAACACUUGCCAAACGGCGCCGCUUGGCAGCGUCUUUCUUCUGGGACAAAAACCAAGUGGGAACAGGAGUCGAUUCGAUUAAGCACUUUCCCUCUACUCUUGCACGCCAGCUCGCGUUGUUUAACACCGAGUACGAGAGUCUUCUUGUCAAUCAGCUUCGACAGCCCUCUUCACUGGAGGAUAUUCUAGGCUCCACUCUGGAAAAGCAGAUGAGAGCUUGGAUCGUCAAACCCAUGCUUAAACUUCUAUCUCUGGGCGAGGAGCGCUUCAUCAUCGUCUUGGAUGGACUAGACGAGUGUGGGGCUCAGGAAGAACUUGAGUCUUUAAUGAAGCUAGUGUUUAUCCUCGAUGAGCUGCCAGCCGCGUUUGCUGUGUUUGUCAGCUGUCGUCCAGAGUCAUCGGUCAUGUCGGCUUGGGAUAAGGCCCGGGCUCAGGGCCUUGUCAUACCAUAUGAAAAUGUAGAUGCUAUCGCGAAGGGCGAGAAGUUCCACACUAUCCGCCGCAUGGUCGAGGAAGGCCUUCAGGGUUGCAUCGAGAAGUCUGCCUGGAAGCCGUCAAAAGAGGAUAUCGAUGCAUUUGCCUCGGCCUGUCGUGGGUUGCCGAUUAUUGCCUCAACCCGAGUCCGGGAUGUUUCUGUUCGAACUCGUCGUGGAGCAACCCUUCGAUCGGAGUUCGAAUACAUCCGUGAUCUCGCCGAUGCUCCCACUGACGUCAACUCAGAGUACUUGCGCAUACUUCGCCGUGCUUAUAUGUUCGACUCAUCUGGAGUUCCUCCACAUAUAGCCGAGAAGUAUCACCAAGUGGUUGGCACAAUCAUUGCAGCACGCGAGCCGCUAAGUGCAUUUUCUAUGUCACAGCUGUUAGGAAUUGCCGAGGAAGAUGUCCUCGCUAUUUUGGAACCGAUUAGGUCAAUUGUAAAUCUCUCUUCAAAAAGUGGCUUGGCUCGGAAAGUGGCUCAGAAAGUCCCUCGAAGGACAUGAAGGGUGUCAAAUUCUAUCAUGCAACAAUGAAAGAGUUCAUAAUGGGGGAUUCGAUUGGUAAUGAAAAUGACAAAGCAUUCUUUAUCAAGGAUGCAAAUCAGUAUUUCAUCGGACUACCACUCCUCCGAUUUUUCAAUAAUUGUUGUGAGCGGGGUGUGUUUGGGGAGCCCGCCACUCUCCCUUUAGGAGAUAAACGAAAAUGGAGCGAUUUUCUGAAGGGAGAACGCCCCCAUCAUCUCCGAUAUGCUCGUGAAUACUUAUUAGAACACUUGGACCCCUCACAACUCUUUGCGCAAGAGUCCAAUUUGCAGAACGAGUUUGAUACAUUCCUCACGCGAAACUUGGUUACAUUUAUGCACAUGGCGCAAGACGACGAAAGGGACAAGGGAUUCCCUUAUGGAUUUGAUGAAUUCAAGGUAAAUAAAAUCAUUGUGCCGCGAUCAUUUCAAUAUGAUGUC